AUGAACGCAUUUAUUCUCCUCUUCAUUGCACUUGCUACUGCUGAAGAUAUAUACUCUCCAUUUAAAAGAAGUUGUGUAAUUCAAAAUAGAAUUAAUACUAUUACUGCACAAACUAAGGCUAUUCAUAAUAAAAUAAGAGCUGAUGAACAACAAGAGAGAAAUCUUAAUGAUUCACUCUAUUACCUUUAUAGAGAUCUUAAAUAUGCUACCGUUGCUGAAGAUAGAGCAAGACUUGAACUUGAAAUUGAGGCCAUUCAAAAGAAACUUCAUUCAGUUAGAAUUCAUAAAGUUAAUAUGUUGAGAGAUAUUAGAAAGGAAACUGAUAAAAUUACUGCUCCAUUCAGAGAUAGCAUUGCUAGAAGUAAUAAAAUUGAAAGACAUGUUGGACUUGAAGAUGAAGGAAACUUUGUUGAUGAAAGAUUAAAGACACAAGCCACUAUUAAGAAAGUUACUUCACAACUUGCAAACAAAUAUGCUACACUUGCUGCUAAAGUUGCUGCACAAUCUAAUGUUGCUAAAGCCGCUAAGAAGUUCAACAAUGAUGCUGCUAAGGUUCAAGCCUUUGUUGCUAAAAAAGCUGAAGCCGCUUACACUAAAGUUCAUUCAAAGAUUGUUAAAGCCAUUUCAGCUGCUGUUGAAAAUGGUGUUGCUAGAAAUAAUGUUGAGACUGUUGCUAAAACUGCCAUUGAACAAAUUGUUGAUAAACUUAUGAUGAAAGUUGCUGCACAACCAUCAGUUGAAGCUGCUGAUAAAGUCGCACAAAAUAUUGUUAAGUCACAACUUAAACAAAUUAAAAAAGCUGUCAAAGUUACUCCAAAGAAAGUAGUUAAGAAACCAGCUAAAAAGGCUGUUGCUAAGAAAGUAGUUAAGAAAGCUGCUCCAAAGCCUGCUGCCAAAAAGAUCGCUAAGAAAUAA
Molecule: messenger RNA, 915 nt
Organism: Entamoeba nuttalli P19
Lineage: Eukaryota; Evosea; Mastigamoebida; Endamoebidae
Exons: 1
Coding region: 1-915 (304 amino acids)
Source: RefSeq, a predicted model, not a curated record